Messenger RNA from Trichomonas vaginalis G3, 1152 nucleotides. RefSeq lists its product as uncharacterized. The transcript has a single exon. The record is from RefSeq and is a predicted model, not a curated record. Lineage: Eukaryota; Parabasalia; Trichomonadida; Trichomonadidae. The coding region runs from base 1 to 1152 and encodes 383 amino acids.
AUGAUAAAGAAUGUUUUCCUUUCUAAUUCAAUAAAGGAGGAAAAGAAAUCUUUAAUCAAAGAAUAUUUGGAUUCUCUAGGAGAAGAAUUUCGAUUUGUCUGUUCAGAUCUUUCUUCAAAUUCACUCAGAAUUGUAUCUGAUAACGAAAUUUACCUCCAGAACCGUCUAAAAGUCCCCACAGUAACAUUUAUUGGACUAAGAGCAGUAAUAGAACAUGGUAUGAAUCCAUAUCAGUUAAAACCUACAGAUAAAAUUAAAAAUUUAUUACUAAUUCAUAAAUCAGUUGCAUUUCAUAAUUCAAUUGAUACAAAAACACGUUCUCAACUCUCAAGAUCAGUCGUAUUAAUGGGUGGAUCGAUUACAGAUGCAGGUAGAAGGCCAGAUUACUGCAUUGGAAAUCCUUCGCUCAUAUUAUCAAAUCAGAACACAUACUAUACUCCAGAUUGGAUAGUAGCAAUGGAAAAUUCUACACAUUUCAUAGAUCCUAAACAAUUCAUGAUUCAACAAAUUUCACCGAAGAAAACUGUUAGUUCUCAAGUAUUAUUAUCAGCUUUCGAUUCACCAAGCAGGAUAAAUCCAUUAGUCAUCGUCCAGUCUCAAUCUUCUGCUGAAUCACAACAGCAAAUUAGACUUUUUAGCCAAGAAUUCUCUCAAAGAACUCAUAGUAGGCAUGGAAGUCCAAUAUCCAAGCUCCCAUCUCAACAGCAGUCACAAUCAUCAUGUAUUGUUCCACCUCCAGAACCAGUUGUUUACGAUAUUGAAGAACCAGCAGAAGAAGAUGAAGACAAAGAAAAGAAAAUAGAAGAAACAGAAAAACAACAUGUUGAAGAAAACAAAAAUCCAGAAAAAGUAGAAAAAAUUGUUAAUGAACAACCAAAAAAGGAAGAAAAAGAGAAACCACCAAAAGUAGACAUUUCUUCAAUCAGAAAAAUGAUAAAUCUUAGACUUAAAGAAAACCAAAAUGCUAAUGUCAACAGUCCAACAGAGAAGAAAGUUAUCAAUUUCGAUAAUGUAAUACAAUUUACACAAAAACAAAUUGAAAAUGAUGACUCCGAAGAAGAAGUAAUUGACUAUGAACAAGAAACUCAACAACCUCCUUCACAAAGCCAAUAUUUCCCAUCACAAGAUCCUCUGUUGAAUGCACUUUCAUAA